This is a messenger RNA of Microcebus murinus (gray mouse lemur), 3253 nucleotides long. Lineage: Eukaryota; Metazoa; Chordata; Mammalia; Primates; Cheirogaleidae. The record is from RefSeq and is a predicted model, not a curated record.
UUUCCUCAUAACCUUAUGACAAAGGUGUUGUUAUCCUUAAUUUACAGAAGUGGAAACUGAGACUUAGGUUAAGCAAUUUGCUAUUGAUUUAGGUAGAAAGUGGCAGAGCUGGGAUCUGAUCCUUGCUCUGACUCAGUUCCUGAAAUGUCACUGGUGAGAAGCCCUGAGGCAGCAUAGGAUAGUGGGUAAGAACAUGGGCUAUAGAGUUAAUUACACUUGGGUUCAAAUUUUGUGCUACUUAUUGGCUGGGUGACCUUGGACAAAUUGCUUAAUCUCUCUGAGCCUCAGUUUCUCAUAUGUUAACGGGGACUAUACCCUCACAUAAUAAUUUGUUUUGCAGAGAAAAUAAGGCAAUGCAUUAUAAAUGUAUGGCACAGUGCUUGGCCCUGAUAAGCUUUCAAUCAAGGUAGCUAUAAGCCAAUAAUUAGGGAUGUUGGUCUGAGAGGAUCAGCUACGUGGAGUUAUCUAUGCAGAAAGUGUUGGGCCCUUACCAUAUCAAUACUAGGAAGACCUAUAUUGAAAAGAGUCAGAGCUGGCCUUGCUUGACCAUUGCAUUCCUAGAACUACUUCUCUCCCAACAGAUGAGAAGUCGGAGGCAAGUCCAGCCUCAGAUUCCCUGGCUGACUCAGGCCCAGAAGACAUGGCUCCUGCCCUGGAGGACUCCCUGUCCCAGGAGGUGCAGGAUUCCUUCUCCUUCCUAGAGGACUCAAGCAGCUCAGAGCCUGAGUGGGUGGGGGCGGAGGAUGGGGAGGUGGCCAAGGCAGAAGCAGCAGGAGCCGCCUUCUCCCCUGGGGAGGACGACCCUGGGAUGGGCUACCUGGAGGAGCUCCUGGGAGUUGGGCCUCAGGUGGAGGAGUUCUCUGUGGAGCCACCCCUGGAUGACCUGUCUCUGGAUGAGGCGCAGUUUGUCCUGGCUCCCAGCUGCUGUUCCCUGGACUCGGCUGGCCCCAGGCCUGAAGUAGAGGAGGAAAAUGGGGAAGAAGUCUUCUUGAGUGCCUAUGAUGACCUAAGUCCCCUUCUUGACCCCAAAACCCCAACCUGGGAGGCUGCAGAGAGUCUGGAGGAAGAGGCAGCAGGGUGCAGAAGGCAGGCUCCAGGACAGGCUGAGGAAGAGCAGGCAUGCUGCGCAGUGGGAGAGGACAAGGAGGCUGAGCCUGGAAGCAGAUGGGAUAUCAGGGAAGAGGCUGAAGGGAGUCCAGAGACUGAGGUGGAGGCUGGAAAGGGUGGUGAGGACAGAGGUGAGGCUGUAGGAAGCCAAGAGACAAUGGCCAGUUUGAGAGAAGGGAGUGGGGAAGAGACAGAGGCCAAGGAAGAAAAGUCCAAAGGUCAGAAGGAGGCUGAAAGUACAGAAGAGAUUAAGGGUGUGGAGGAACCAGGAGGAGAGCAGGAUAAAGACAAAGAGAAGGAAAGAGAGAUUGAGAAAGAAGAAGAGGCUGAGCAAGGAGAGAAAGCCCAGGUAGAAGAUGGAAGGGACCCAGAGCACAGGACCCAGGAACAUGAAGUUGCUGAGGAAAACUGGGAAGUUGUACACAAACAAGAAGCUAAGGGAGACAGAGAGGAUGAAGUCAAAGAACAGAAGGGGAACAGGGACCCUGAGGCAAGAGAAGACCAAGGAGAUGGUGAAGACAGCAGAAGUCCAGAAGCAGCUGAAGGAGGAGCAGGGGGAGUCAGCAAGGAAAGGGAGAGUGGGGAUGGAGAAGCUGAGGGAGACCAAAGGGCUGGAGGUGACCAUUUAGAAGAGGGUGCCCUCUCUGAAGGUUCAGAUGUAGAAUCCUUGGAGGCUGACUGUGCCAAAGAUGGCAAUGCCCAGUCUUCUGAGAUGGAACAGGUAGCCCCACAGCCACCUCCUCCAGAGGAGAUGGAACCUGAGAGGCAGCCCAGUCCAGAGAGCUGUAAUCUGUGCCCCUGUCCCCUUGGCUCCACUGGUGGUGUGGGCAUGCGCCUAGCUUCCACUCUGGUUCAGAUCCAACAGGUCCGCUCUGUGCCUGUGGUGCCCCCCAAACCACAGUUUGCCAAGAUGCCCAGUGCAAUGUGUACCAAGAUCCAUGUAGCACCUGCAAACCCAUGCCCAAGACCCGGCCGGCUUGAUGGGACUCCUGGGGAAAGGGCUUGGGGGUCCCGGGCUUCUCGAUCUUCUUGGAGGAAUGGGGGCAGUCUUUCCUUUGAUGCUGCUGUGGCCCUGGCCAGGGACCGCCAAAGGACUGAGGCUCAGGGAGUUCGGCGGACCCAGACCUGUACUGGGGGUGGGGACUAUAGCCUCAUCCCCAGAACCUCCCCCUGUAGCAUGAUGCCUGCCCAUUCUCCUUGGCCCCUUAGCUGCAUGGAGCUCCCAUCUGAAGGCACAGAAGAGUCUGGACCCCGAAGUCGGCUUAGUCUGCCCCCCAGAGAACCUCAGCUUCCUGACCCUCUUUUGCCCCCCCAGCGCCGAUCAUAUGCAUUUGAAACACAGGCUAACCAUGGGAAAGGUGAGGGACUGUGAUUAAGAUAAGAGCCCUGGGCAAAGGGGACCAGUAUAUUGUCUUGAAUCUCCAGGGUCCCUGACUAGCUAUCUCUUCUGCAGCCUGAGCAGCUGUAGUGCCCAACUCUAUAGGCUCUGGCUCUCCUACUUUCUCUUUUGACUGUGGGAGGCACUGCCUUGGUUGGUUUACGUGAGGUUGUCUCAGACACAAAGUACUUAUCUCUUAGGAGAUUCCCAAGAAAGUCACCAAGAUCCUGUUCCCAGGGAGUGGGGUCAUUGGCCAAAGGGAACAUAGGGUAGGCAAAAAACUUGGGUUUCUCAAAGUGAAGACCAGAGGGAGGAUUCCAGCCAAGUUCCUGCCGUCUUCUGAGGCUGUGAAUUUCUCUUCAUUGGAGCCCAGGGUAGAGAUGGAAAGGAGAGUUCCAGGUCAGAGUCUUCCAUAUACUUCUAGAGUUACCCAACCUUGUUCUAUUCCUGAACUCUUAGAUGCUUCCUGAUCCUUUUAGCUCCAGGUUAGGAGGAACAUAUCCAGGGAGCUCUUUGAAGCCCUCAGUGUUUGCUGGAGGGAUGGACCCCUCUCCAGCUCCCCUACCUUCUGCCCCCAGGGACCACAUGGAAGAGAGGUUCUGUACAGAUCUCUCUGGCCUCUCCUUUUCCCUUUGGGAUAACUUUCACCUAUUUCAGGAAAAGGGAAUUGUGUCACUUAGGCUCUGGGACUGCAUCCCCAGAAAGGCUGGGGCCAUACACUCUAGUAAGGGCCAAUGUCUCAGAAUAAAAUAUGUAUUUUUACAUGUA